Messenger RNA from Colletotrichum lupini, 1593 nucleotides. RefSeq lists its product as uncharacterized. Lineage: Eukaryota; Fungi; Ascomycota; Sordariomycetes; Glomerellales; Glomerellaceae. The transcript is spliced from 7 exons. Bases 1 to 1593 code for a protein of 530 amino acids. The record is from RefSeq and is a predicted model, not a curated record.
AUGCAGCAAGACACUACACAUCAUGACGACGUCUUACCUCGGAAUGGAUCAAAUCCAUUGCGGCAGUUGAAGUUGUUUUUCACCAACAUCUACCUAGAGGAUCCAGAGACUGGCAUCUUGAUCUCAUUUGGUUCUUCCGUCUACGCCUUAUUCAAUAUCCAGUCCAGUCACAAUCCUCAACGAACUUUGUUCACCAUCGGAAUGUCUACCUAUCAAACAGUGGAGACUCAAUAUGUCGCCGUCGACAACACCCGAAUCGCUUACCGCCGGAUCGGGGUGAAGAGUCAGGUCCCUUUGCUUUAUAUCAACCAUCUUCGUGGUUCAAUGGACACUCUCGACCCUCUUCUCUUCAAUACGAUUGCGAAGUCAAGAGAAGUCAUCGUAUAUGACAGCUUUGGUAUCGGGCACAGUGAGGGCGAGGUGCCCUCUUCCACUGAAGUCAUGGCUUCAAUUGCAGCCAAGUUUCUCGCUACCCUUGGUGUUUCCAAGGCUGAUGUCAUUGGCUUUUCCAUGGGAGGUGGUGUGGCUCAGAUUCUGGCAUGGGACUAUCCUCAGCUGGUUCGAAAGUUGAUUCUGGCUGGGACUCAACCAGGUGUCGGAGAAGGAGUUGUCCUGCCACCCCGCGAGGUUCUAGAAAGUGCCGGAACAGCCAACGAUGAGCCACCUACCAAGGAGGACAUGUUCCAUCUUUUCUACCACCCGUCGGAAACGAGCGUCGCACUCGGUGAAGCAUGGUGGAAACGAAUCCAUGAGCGAAAGGUUGACGGCGAGGAGCGCAGAGAAUACCUGAUCGGACCUGGAGCAAGGGCCCAACUGAAUGCAAUCUUCUCGUUUACGGUUGAUACGGACAACUUUGAGCGCAUGAAGACUAUCAAAGCUCCCACUCUAGUCACCAACGGCCACACUGAUAUUAUGUCGCCAACUUCCAACAGUUUCACUCUUCAACAGAACUUGUCGGAUGCUCAGCUCAUAAUCUAUCCUGAUGCCGGUCAUGGUCAUCUAUUCCAGUCUGAUUUGUUCCAAGCCAUUCAAAGGCCAUCCAGGUAUGUUCAGCGUAUGGUCAAGAGCUCAAUCUAUUUGAAACUCGUCAAGAUGCAUCUGUCACCCUUCUUUCAGCUCAUUGUUGCCGCCUUGAUCACUCCUGGCAUGGCACUUCCAACUGAGGUUAAAGAAACUGGCCAAGCAGCAACCAGCCAUGCGCCCCCGACUGCCAUGGCAGACUCCAUUUCGGCAAAGGAGUUUGACGGGACUAUGACGACCGUAUCAACAUCAACAAGGUGUAUCCACGCGAGUUUGAGACCCUUUUGCCCUGCACUCUGCGGCAUUACCUCGAUUGCCGGGGAUGAUGUCUACUGGGAAUGCGUACCGACUACCUACCAUGAGGAAAUUUGGACCGGCAAUCUGGCAACCUUCUCAUUUCAAAGGGAUCCGCGUCGAAACCUGGAUACAUCAACAGACCCAUAUCAUUAUGAGUGCGGUAUAGACAUACUGUCCUUACCCAGACAGUCAUCAGACAAGGCCAAGGAUUCAGAUGAGACUCUCGGCACCAACUCGACCAUAUCAUCAAGUCGCCAGAACAUUUGCCAUAAAUAG